This is a messenger RNA of Phytophthora nicotianae INRA-310, 5180 nucleotides long. RefSeq lists its product as hypothetical. NCBI's taxonomy places the organism in Eukaryota, Oomycota, Peronosporomycetes, Peronosporales, Peronosporaceae. The coding region runs from base 366 to 5114 and encodes 1582 amino acids. The transcript has 2 exons. Gene Ontology annotation, molecular function: UDP-glucose:glycoprotein glucosyltransferase activity. The record is from RefSeq and is a predicted model, not a curated record. Gene Ontology annotation, cellular component: endoplasmic reticulum.
AGCCCUUGUUGAGGGUCUUUUAUUUGAGUUCUUCCACGUGGAUACCCUUUCAGUCACUUUGAAGGAGACGAUGCGGCCGACGACGUGGCUGAGCGCGGGCUUAGCGGCGCUCCUGGCAGCCGCGCAGCCCUCGCUGACGUCUGCGCGUGGUGUACACGUGAACCUGACGGCCAGUUGGCCAAGCUCCCCGUUCUUCCCUCUUAUGGAGACCAGGUCGGUGGCUCUAGUAAAGGGUCUCAAUUAUUCGUGAGUCUAUCUUAUUUGGAGUAAUUCUUAUUUGCAGUGAAUUCUUGGCGGAGGAGAAUCCCCUUUACUUCUGGCAGUUCCUGGAGGAGUUAGAGACGCGCACGGCAUAUGUGGAAUUCAUGGGCAACGACGUGGAUGCCCUGGGGACACUCGCAGUGACUGUUGCUGAGAGCAUCGCAGCCGGAUCCAAGAAUGUCUUGGAGUUGAUGCUGGCGACCCGAACGUACUCAGUGCAGGUGGAAAUGUUCCGACAGUUGGGUCUGGACUCGGGUGUUCGUCCAUGUGGAGAGGAUGCAGACACGUGGGCAGUUUUCUACAAUGAACCACACUGUGUGGAGUCAGUUGCCUGUUCCGUGGACGAGCUGGAAGCUAUUUUACGUGGCAAGAAGAAGCAGCAGAACAAGGAUCAGACUUGUGUGGCUGCAGGUGUCAAUGACAUCGAAUUGCAGGUGGACCACAAGUAUCCGUUCAUUGCAUCGGACUCCGAGAAAACCCCAAUGUCGGCGAUUCUCUAUGGUCUUGUGGGUACGGAGAAGUUCCAUGCUUUCCACAAGAAACUCGUCAAGCAAGCGCAGAAUAACAAUAUUCAGUAUAUGGUGCGUCACUACCCGCGUGACUCGCCCUUAGACACGUUACUGCAGGGAUAUGGUGUGGCGUUGGAUAUCAAGAACAUGGAGUACAAGACAAUUGACGACUCUAAGAAAACUGGUGGCGAUGAUACUGCUAAUGACGAGGAAGGUGCGGAAGAAGAAGACGAAGAGGAGGAGGAAAUCGACGAUGAAGAAGUCGACGGAUUCCUGUUCAAGCCUUUGAUGGCUCGCCACGGAGCUAUUGCUGAUGAUCUUAAGCAGUUUUACGAUAUCCUUGUCAAGAAGGCCGAUGGAGAGCAGGAACAGGAACUGAAGGCGUGGCAUCUGAAAGAUUUGGGCGCGAGUGCGGUCCGUGCUAUCGUGGACGCUAAGAACCCGCUGAAGAGACUUGAGACGCUAUCACAGGACUUCCCAGUCCAGGCGAAAAAGCUGGCGUUCUCGCGCAAGUCGAUUUCUACCGAGCUACGCGAAGAGAUUGCCCUCACACGCAUGCAGGCCGCCAACAGAAGACUAAAGAACAAGUUCAUUAUGAACGGCAUCGCUGUGGACCCAACGGAACGUUCGUUUAACGUGUUUGACUUCAUGAAAACACUCAAAGAAGAGUGGUCCGUGGCCAAGCAGCUUGGUGGUUUGCCCCUGAACCAGUCAGAACUGGAAGAUAUGCUCAAGCAUGUGCGUGAAACGAACCAGGAGCAGCCAGUGGUUCGUAUUCACGUGCAUGGGUCCAUGGGUGGAUCCACUCCACUGUACCUGAACAAUAUCGAGACGGAUCCAAACUCUGCGGACUGGUCACCGGAUUUGAACAUCCUCAGACGCCCAGCGUGGAACCUCAUCUUCGUUCGCAAGAAUAUGUACGAAUGCGUGCUUGUUAUGGAUCCAUUGACUGGUGCAGGUCGUGCUGCACUGUCCCAUAUCGGGUUUAUGCGGAUGCGUGGCGCUCCUGUUCAGUGGGCACUUCUCGUUUCUUCGAAGGAGCUCAUGGCGAGCAAAACGUCUGAUGAGCGUCAAGCGGUAGUGGAGAAGUACAAGGCUUUCAAAACUACAGACAAGGCAAGUCCCUGGCAUUUCGCGAAGCUGUUGAUGUUGGCACAGUCCAAGGACAAUGCUGAGGCUGCAGUUAAGGACGAUGAAACCAAUAAUUCACAGAGUGGUGAUGAGGAAACUACUGAAGUUGAAAAGGAAGAGAACCGAAUCACCCCUACAAGAGUUGCCUCGGGAUUCCUGCAGCGAGUUGGAGAAGAUGGAAGCUCUGAUGUUCUGGUAGAACGCUUGGUGGAAGCCUACGCUGAAGCAGCAGGAGGGGUUGGAACGGUUGAAGACAAUGAAGAAGAGGCACUGGAGUGUUUGAAUAGCGACCAGUUCGAUGACGAAAUCCUGGCGAUGACAGAGUUCAUUCAUCUGAAGCAUCUGCCGUUGGACUCGUUCGUCUUCAAUGGCGUCGUUCAAAAAGAUUUGGACAUUCAGAGGUCGAUGAUGGCCAAUUUCGGGCGUGACCAGCCGUUGUACGUUAACAUGGCUCAUCGAGGUAUGCUGAAUGGUGAAAUGGAUCUCAUUGAGGAGCUCUUGGCUGAGCAGGAUGCAUAUCCUGCUUACUUAUCGAUUUUUGAGAGCUCAGAAGGCAGACCGGGGGACAUGGAAGUCAAGACGCCCAGCCAUCUCGUUGCUGACGAUGUCGAUGGUCGUCUUGAAGCUGCAGCACGACCCGCAGUCUCGUACUUGCAUGCUCCAGGUUCGAGAGCUCUGCCCAAAAAGCAGACUGUGAUUUUCCCUGUGGACCUCAACGACCCACGAGACGCCGGUCAUGCUUAUCGGGUUGUGAAGGCUGUACUGGAGGAUUCCGAGCAGUCCUUACGCGUUGGAGUUGUGGCACAGUUGAAUGAUUCCGAUAGAAACACUGUGGGUGAGCUCGCGGCUGCUAUUAUUGCUGCUAUCGGACAUUCGGACAAUGAAGUCCACCUGAAGUUUGUAUUGGAAGCUCUGAACUGUAUUGUCAAGCAGAAAUCUGUCAACACGAUGAAGGAUAAGCUCAGAGGAAUUUGGAACAAGACAUCGAAGAGCGAAAAUGACAAGGACCCGAUUUACGAGAAGGUACUUAAGCUUCUCAGCAGUAAGACAGGGAAAUGGCUGACUACCAAGCAGCGUGGUGUGCUUACGCAGUUCAACACGCUCCUGCGGUCGCGAUUCCCGCCAUCAUAUGCGCACGAGAGUGAGGAAGAUUCGUCCAAGAUUGCCCUUCCGCAUCUGUUCAUCAACGGAAGACAAGUGGUUCUUCCUCCUCAGUCGCUGUCAGACGAAGAUGUGGCAACUAUCGUGAACUUUGAUCUGAAAUACCGCACUCAACCUGUGGCAAAGGCGCUCAUUAAGCGCAGUGCCACGCUGAAGGCCAGGGAUGCUGACAAGCUAAGCUUUGCUAUCAUGAAGACCACUGGCAUCGUUGACAAGUACGUGAAGACCGAUCGGACGCCCCAAAUGAAUGUGGAGGAGAACUCUCUCAACACUGUUCGUCUGCCGGGCGAUCCUUCUCUUCAGGUUGCUGCUUACGUCGAUCCAUUGUCGGAGUCAGCGCAGGUGAUGAGCUCCUUGCUUCGUAUGCUUCACUCACAGCUAAACGCUACCAUUGAACUGGUUCUCCUUCCUGCUGACGAGUACACGGAAUUCCCGCUGCAACGCUUCUACAGAUACCUGUUUGAUAAGAAGUCGUCGCUUGCUGCUACCAGCGUCGAGUUCCGUAAGUUGCCCGUGCAACCAAUUCUGACUAUGAAAAUCGACACUCCAGAGGCGUGGAACGUACAGGCUUUCCACGCGGGCGAUGACCUGGACAACUUGAGAGUGGAUCCUGACAGUCCUGCAGCGGCGAAGUCUACAACGAGUGCUGUGUUCCAGCUGGAGAGUCUGCUCGUGUAUGGCCAAUGCCGUGAUACGACGUUCAACAUGUAUUCGCCUCCCAACGGUCUGCAGUUAGUUCUUGAGCGCGAGGUUGGAGCUCAGCUGCUGCACCGUGAUACUCUUGUGAUGAAGAACCUGGGAUACUUCCAACUUCAGGCUACACCCGGCGUGUGGUCACUGCACUUGGCAAGAGGUAGAGCCGCUGAACUCUAUGACAUUAUUGACCUAGACACCGAACUUCCGUUGGAGACCCACCCCAUCACAGUUUAUGACUUCGGUUCGCACAUUUCUCAGCUGUAUGUACGCAAGAAAGAGGGCAUGGAACAUGAAGAGCUGCUUCAGUCGGUCGAGGACGCAGCAUCGGAAAAAUCGAAGUCAGAGUCGAGUGCCAGCGAGGACGAUGGAGCUCUCCGCUCAUACUGGAGCUCAAUGCUCAACAUGAUGGGCAAGCAGGACGACAAGAAGAUUCAAGAUGCAGUUACUGAAGCAGAACAAGCAGAUAACGACAGUGCUGUUGUGCAGCACAAGGAGCGCACGGGUGAGACGAUUCACGUGUUCUCGGUGGCGUCUGGCUACCUGUACGAACGAUUCGUCAAGAUCAUGAUGUCGAGUGUGCUCAAGCGCACCAACAACCCGGUGACGUUCUGGCUGCUGGAGAAUUUUUUGUCUCCUGACUUCAAGAAAUCCAUCCCAGUGCUGCGCGAAGAGCUUGGUAUGGACAUUCGUCUGGUGACGUACAAGUGGCCGAACUGGCUGCGUCAACAGACCGAGAAGCAGCGUAUUAUCUGGGGCUACAAGAUUCUCUUCCUGGACGUGCUUUUCCCGCUGGGUGUGCAAAAGAUCAUUUACGUGGAUGCUGACCAAGUCGUGCGUGCUGACCUAAAGGAACUCUGGGAACUCGACUUGCAAGGAAAACCGUACGGCUACACGCCCUUCUGCGACUCUCGUAACGUGGGUUUCCAGUUCUGGCGACAAGGGUACUGGAAGGACCACCUGCGCGGAAAGCCGUACCACAUCAGUGCCUUGUACGUCGUUGACUUGGCGCUCUUCCGUCAGAUGGCGGCCGGCGAUAUGCUGCGUGCAGUGUACAGCCAGCUGAGCGCUGACCCCAACUCGUUGGCGAAUCUGGACCAGGACCUGCCCAACUACGCGCAGCACCAGAUCCCGAUCUUCUCGUUGCCACAGGAGUGGCUCUGGUGCGAGUCGUGGUGCAGUGACGACACCAAGGUGGCAGCCAAGACCAUCGACCUGUGCAACAACCCCAAGCACAAGGAACCCAAGCUGGAUAUGGCCAAGCGUGUCAUCGCUGGAGAACUCUUCAACGAGUCGUGGAUUGAGCUGGACCAAGAGAUUAAGGACGCCGAGGCGAAAUACGCUGCUCAGGCUGCGUAAGUGUGGGUCUGUCAACUGUAUCCCUGAUCAUCAAGAGUCAAAUAGAGAGGGGAGUUCAUAACCUUU